This is a messenger RNA of Podarcis muralis (Common wall lizard), 1964 nucleotides long. It is a transcript of the gene FUNDC2, whose product is annotated as FUN14 domain containing 2. Gene Ontology annotation, biological process: autophagy of mitochondrion. Gene Ontology annotation, cellular component: mitochondrial outer membrane. Lineage: Eukaryota; Metazoa; Chordata; Lepidosauria; Squamata; Lacertidae. The record is from RefSeq and is a predicted model, not a curated record.
GGGCCUGCUAACCCCUUGGAGGAGGAGAUGGAGGAGGAGCUGGGGCUGGAGCUGGGCGUGUCUCCGUCGCCGUCACGCAUCGGCAGCGCCCACUCCUGCUCCUCCCUCCUCCGCCUUGAACAGGAGGCCAAGCGCAAGAAGCGGGCGCAGCAGCAGCGCAAGGCCGCCGACAUCAUGCCGGUAGGGCGAAGCAGUGAUGACGUGCUGGAUCUGACCAAGUACACAAAAAACCAGCCAUGGUGGCGCAAGCUCUUUGCACCCAACUCAGGGUCCAGUGCAGAGAAGUACAACGUAGCAACCCAGCUGGCAAUCGGAGGCGCCACUGGAUGGUGCACUGGCUUCAUCUUCCAGAAGGUUGGGAAACUGGCGGCGACUGCUGUGGGAGGUGGCUUCUUCCUGCUUCAGCUUGCAAACCACACAGGCUACAUCAAAGUGGACUGGCAGAUGGUUGAGCGGGAUGUGAGCAAAGCCAAAGAACAGCUGAAGUUUCGUGGGAGCACCACCAAUCAGCUGACACCAGAAGUGAAGAGCAAAAUGGAUGAGGUGAUCUCCUUUCUGAAGAAGAAUGUUCUACUGACUGGAGGGUUUGUUGGAGGGUUUCUGCUUGGCAUGGCUUCUUAGGAGCCUCCUCUGAUCUGGCUCCUGUGCUGCUGCUGUUGCUGCCACCGCCAUCUCCUACUCAGUAAUCGUUCGUUUUCUCCAUUGCUGAACUUGUCCGCUGGAACAUUCUGACAUCUCUCUGUAUGCACCUUAUGACCUCCAGAAACACUGCCACAAGCUCCUUUUGCUCCUCUCCUUUUUUCAUUUGAUUGAUUGGUGAUUGAGAGGUAGCAUUAGGCUGAAGGCUGUUUGCUGUGAGGCUGAUUCCUACCCCUGCCUGAUAUCUCAGGUUUUGUAUAAUCACCCCCAAAUUAUUUUCCAGUGGGAAAACAUGCACAAAAUGUUAUGAUAGUACCCUGCAGGGGAGCACCCAACUCCCUUGUAGGCACCUUCUCAUUGUGUUGUACCCCCUGGGUGGCAAAGAGUACAGCCUGUGCUUUGGAGAGCACAGAAGCUCAGCAGCCUAAGGAAAGGGUGUGCCAGGCCAUGUCCCAAAAUAACUUGCAUCUAGUUUUGGCUUAUUCUUCCCUGGACAGGCUCUGAAUACUGCUUCCUAGAAAUGCCCGCAGAAGAGAGAAACAGGUCUUCCUGACACCUCCCAAACUUUUAUUUUUACCUCUUGCUGAAGCCACAGAGCUGGAAUGAUCUGUGGAAACUCUGACUGCUGCGUGGGAUUUCUGCCACCCUCUCCUGCUGAAGGAGGCCUGAAAAGCUUGUAGUGGGUGGGGUGAACCCUCUUCCCAGAAUAUGUAUUUUGAACACUCACUUGAUGAUGCUUCAACUAAACUUUGCUCUUGGUGGUAGAAUGGCUAAAAUAAUGACCGGAGUUGGAAAACUUUCUACAUGACUCACGCCAUUGGUAGCAAAAGUUACUGGAUUAUAGGGAUGGAAUGCUGUGUUUUGCUGCUGGAGCCUCCUGCUCUGUCUUUUAUGGACCUCCAGCUCCCUGAAAUGUAUGUAGGAAGAGCUGGGCAUGGUCUGCUGUUGCUGUAAACCAGCCUUCUCCAACCUGGUGCCCUCCAGAUAUUUUGGUCUUUUGGUGCCCUCAGCCAGCAUAGCCAAGGGGAGUUGUAGUCCAAAAUAUCUGCAUGGCACCACUCUGGGGAAAGUUUUUCUAGAUCAUGAGUGCUGCAUGAGAGAUGUGACUCUUGCCCCCCAAACUGAAGAUGGAGAAGUAAUGGUUGGAUUAUAUUGACAGAAGUUGGUUUAUCUCUGCAUGAGUUGCAUUCUGGACAGAAGCCUGCACUUUUCAUAUCUGCUCCAGGAGCACUUAAAGCUGAUUUUCUAAUACGUGGUUUUUUCCCCUCCUGCAGUCCCUACCUGUCUGUUACAAUAUACAUGUAAAAAUUAAAAUGAUAUCCUGA